Messenger RNA from Apodemus sylvaticus (European woodmouse), 6170 nucleotides. It is a transcript of the gene Slco2a1, whose product is annotated as solute carrier organic anion transporter family member 2A1. Gene Ontology annotation, biological process: sodium-independent organic anion transport; transmembrane transport; prostaglandin transport. The record is from RefSeq and is a predicted model, not a curated record. Gene Ontology annotation, cellular component: membrane. NCBI's taxonomy places the organism in Eukaryota, Metazoa, Chordata, Mammalia, Rodentia, Muridae. The transcript is spliced from 14 exons. The coding region runs from base 1 to 1941 and encodes 646 amino acids. Gene Ontology annotation, molecular function: protein binding; prostaglandin transmembrane transporter activity.
AUGGGGCUCCUGCCCAAGCCCGGAGCGCGCCAGGGCAGCGGCACCUCCUCGGUCCCGGCCAGACGUUGCUCCCGCUCGAUCUUCAGCAACAUUAAGGUCUUCGUGCUUUGCCAUGGUCUCCUGCAGCUCUGCCAGCUGCUGUACAGUGCCUACUUCAAGAGCAGCCUCACCACGAUUGAGAAACGCUUUGGGCUGUCCAGUUCUUCCUCCGGUUUCAUCUCCAGUUUGAAUGAGAUCAGCAACGCUACCCUCAUCAUCUUUGUCAGCUACUUUGGCAGCCGCGUGAACCGCCCACGGAUGAUCGGCAUAGGGGGUCUCCUCCUGGCUGCAGGGGCCUUUGUCCUCACCCUCCCACACUUCCUGUCAGAGCCCUAUCAGUACGCAUCAUCAUCGCCGACUACUGCUGGAAACAGCAGCCUCUUUCCGAAAGACCUCUGUCAGAAGCAUCUGUCAGACCUGUCCCCCAGUAAGUGCCACAGCACUGUGCCAGAUACCCAGAAGGAGACCAGCAGCAUGUGGGGCCUGAUGGUGGUUGCGCAGCUGCUGGCCGGCAUUGGGACAGUGCCCAUCCAGCCAUUUGGGAUCUCCUAUGUGGACGACUUUGCAGAGCCUACCAACUCGCCUCUGUAUAUCUCCAUCUUAUUUGCCAUCGCCGUGUUUGGACCGGCUUUCGGGUACCUGCUGGGCUCAGGCAUGCUGAAGAUCUUUGUGGACUAUGGCAGAGUGGACAUGGCUACAGUGAACCUGAGCCCAGGUGACCCUCGGUGGAUCGGAGCCUGGUGGCUGGGCCUGCUCAUCUCCUCGGGCUUCUUGAUUGUCACCUCUUUGCCCUUUUUCUUCUUUCCUCGAGCAAUGUCCAGAGGAGCGGAGAGGUCUGUUACCGCAGAGGAAACAAUGAAGAUGGAGGAGGACAAGUCAAGAGGCUCCCUGAUGGAUUUCAUUAAACGGUUCCCCCGCAUCUUCCUGAGGCUGCUGAUGAACCCACUCUUCAUGCUGGUCGUCCUGAGCCAGUGCACCUUCUCCUCCGUCAUUGCCGGUCUCUCCACUUUCCUCAACAAGUUCCUGGAGAAGCAGUACGGAGCCUCGGCGGCCUACGCCAACCUCCUCAUUGGUGCUGUGAACCUUCCGUCUGCAGCCUUGGGGAUGCUGUUUGGAGGAAUCCUCAUGAAGCGUUUUGUUUUCCCUCUGCAAACCAUCCCCAGAAUAGCUGCUGCCAUCAUGACCAUCUCCAUGAUUCUGUGCGCCCCUCUCUUCUUUAUGGGAUGUUCCACACCAGCCGUGGCUGAGGUCUACCCUCCCAGCACAUCAAGUUCUAUACAUCCGCAGCCUCCUGCCUGCCGCAGGGACUGCUUGUGCCCAGAUUCCAUCUUCCACCCUGUCUGCGGAGACAAUGGAGUCGAGUACCUCUCCCCCUGCCACGCCGGCUGCAGCAGCCUCAACGUGAGCUCAGUAGCUUCUAAGCAACCGAUCUAUUUGAACUGCAGCUGUGUGACUGGAGGAUCUGCGUCAGCCAAGACAGGCUCGUGCCCUGUGUCCUGCGCACACCUGCUGCUCCCGUCCAUCUUUCUCAUCUCCUUUGUGGCUCUCAUUGCCUGCGUCUCCCACAACCCCCUCUACAUGAUGGUCCUACGUGUGGUGAACCAGGAAGAAAAGUCAUUUGCCAUUGGAGUUCAGUUCUUGUUGAUGCGUUUGCUGGCCUGGCUGCCGGCUCCUUCCCUUUACGGCCUCCUCAUCGAUUCCUCCUGUAUCCGGUGGAACUACCUAUGCUCAGGGAGACGAGGGGCCUGUGCGUAUUAUGACAACGAUGCUCUCCGAAACAGGUACCUGGGCCUACAGGUGAUCUACAAGGCCUUGGGCACGCUGCUGCUCUUCUUUAUCAGCUGGAGGGUGAAGAAGAACAGGGAAUAUAGCCUGCAGGAGAACACCUCAGGCCUCAUCUGACCCUCAGCUGGGACUACUGCCCUGCCCCAGAGACUGGAUCCUACCCCUCCACACCUACCUGUAUUAACUAAUGUUAACAUGCCUUCCUCCUCUCUCUUCUCUCUCUCUCUCUCUCUCUCUCUCUCUCUCUCUCUCUCUCUCUCUCACACACACACACACACACACACACACACACAUACACACACACACACACACACACACACACACACACACGAGACAGAAAGACAGAGAGAGAAAGAGAGACAGAGAGUAUGUGUGUGUUCACUCAGCCGCCUCUUCCUCCUAAAGUCUCCCCCAUGGUUCUUAGGGCCUGACGUGUACUGAACUGAAUGAGCACUGGGCAGGAAAGUCGAGUUUCUCAAAGUCCUCGGAAGGGAUCCCCAACAUAGGCAGGCUCCCCUCAGCACUGGGUCCUCCAACAAGAUGCCCAUACUAAGGCAGCCUCUGUCCUCACCUGUCUCUCAGGAAUACUUAAGUGCAGUGAGAAAAGAGAGCCUUGCGUUCCUUCUGUGCCGGGCAGCCCAGCUCUCCUCUGCUUCUACCCACACCACACCCAGCAGAGAGGCAGAGGAGGUGCGGGUGGUUGGUUUCUUAUCAGCUACCACUGGGCUCAGGGAGCUGGCCGUGGACGCUUUUCAUCUGGAUUCAGUCUAGCAUGGAACCCAGGAGGGACUGUCUCCCCUUACUUUCCUACUUUCUGCCCUCAAGGCUGACAUUUUGGGAUAUAUAUAUAUAUAUAUAUAUAUAUAUAUAUAUAUAUAUAUAUAUAUAUAGCCUAGCCCUCUCUAUAUACCAUACCCUGGUGUCAGAGCAAGAACAAAGGACCCAACAAGGCUAGGUCAUCCAAACGCUGUUCAUAGGAUCCUGAGGCCUACCUUCCUGUCAGCAUGUUUCCUUUAGCCUUUCAAACCAACAGAGCCACAAGGAGCUCACAUAUGAAGGGUCCAGUCUCCCACCCUCACAGUGGAGACAAGGCCUUCCCCGUUCAGAGACACAAACGACUCCCAUGCCCCAGAGACAGAAGAAUGGCCUCACAUGGGAUUCUCUGUCUGGACCUCAGCUCAUGUGCAGAGGAGGAAAGAGGGGCCUCCCGAGAGGGAGCAGAGCGGAUGCCACCUGUCACUGUGCUAGAUGGCAAACUGCAGCCCACAAAGAGGGCAGUCGGGUUGACUCACUUGCAAACACAUUGUCUUCACUGGCAGUUUCUCAGCUUCUCCUCACUACCUCUGGGUGGAGGUGGGCUCCUUCUGGGGGCCUGGGCUGGGAGCCACCGCUGCUGCUGGGCAGUGGAGAGACAAAGGCAGAGGCCCAGGAAUGAGGCCUUUCACCAACGAUUCUGAUCACCAGAGGCUGGCUUGGUGCUUGGUGCUUGGCAGGGAUAGUGUUUGGUUCUCUGAGAGCUUUCCUGAGAACCUUACCUCCAUUCAUCUAGGGCUUCCUCCCAGAGGCCGCUCAGUGGGCAGGAAGGGCACACUCACAUACUUGCCAAGCAUAUCGAGUACCGAAGAUUGGCGGAAAAGAUCCCGGCCUGGCCACCCAUGCAUAUCCUUUAGGGCUCCACGAGACUGACUGCGUGCCUGAGAUGGAGAGCCGGCUCACCGCGUCCCUGAAGCAGCUAGGCAAUUGACAUUGCCCUGUGUAACAUUUAAGUGCCUUUCAGAAAUGCCUUAUAUGGUGAGAAGCCAAAUGGUUUAUGUCGGCGUGGCAAAGCCCCUGUGAGACUGGAGCCUUCAUGGAGCCUUCGUUACUGGCAGUGUUCUUUCUGAAGCCGCCGGGCUCAUUUCCACAGAUCUUAUUAAGGAGGCUCCACACAACCUCACGGGCCAGUUUCGGCAUGUGCGCCGGUUCUGCUUGGAACAUGACUCUCUGCGACUAACCCUGGGCUUACUCACUGCAAUUUAACCAAAGUCUGGAGGCACAGCCUUCAGCCAACCUCGCGAACCAUGAAUGCCAACCUUCCGUUUCUGGGACAUUGGCUAUCCCCGCAAGCCUUUCUUCUAUUAUAUUGCUGUUAAUAUAUUAUAAUCCGGUGAUGGAUGUAAGUUGGUUGUGAGUUUGUGAUGCCGCGGGCCUAUCGGAGAGCAGACAGAAUCUGUGCCUUCUAGAUGAAGAAGUGGCCGUGCUCCAACCUUUAGAGGCCUGUAGCCAAGGGCACUAGAGGCCAUGUCACUCACUCUCAAGCCACCAGGCAUUGCUGGUGGCUGUGUGGGGCCCGGUGCCUUCUGUUCAGACCAAUGUCAAAGACUCAUGGGAAUGGGCUCUUGGGAGGCCCAGUCACUGUCCCUGAGUUCAUAUCCAGAAGUGGGCUCAGUCACAAACACUAUAUUCAUGAAUACCACAGCCAUAACUGAUCAUUUACUGCUAUCCGGCAAAUCUUGCCUCUCAAAUGCCAAAGGUUAAAAUACAGGAACCCCCGGGCUGGAGAGAUGGCUCAGUGGUUAAGAGCACUGGUUGCUCUUCCAGAGAUCCUGAGUUCAAUUCCCAGCAACCACAUGGUGGCUCACACCAUCUAUAAUGGGAUGUGUUGCCCUCUUCUGGCGUGCAGGUGUACAUAGACACUUUUAAAAAAUGCAGGAACACCCUUCACAAAGCCUAAGUCCCUUUCUGUGACUAUAAAAGGGAUCCAGAAAGCUCUGUGUGAUAUGGGUCACCCAUGCAUAGAGCCAAAUCCAGUCCAAUUGACCCUGAGGACUAACAACCAAAGGUACCUUUACAUUAAAGAAGGCCACAGUAGGUCUUUGGUCUCUUCUCCUUGCUUCUCUAAGAGUCUAGAAAGCCUGUAGCGUCUGACUCAGGGGCAGAGUCCCAUUUCUGGACACAACCAUAGAAUGAUAUAGCUAUCUAGAUCAUCAUCUGCUGCCCCGCCCAACCUAGGAAACCCUUCCCUCUUUGCCACCCCAAUCUUUCUUGCACCAUCCAGUCUCACAAAGAGGGAACAAAUGAACCAGAAAAUGAAGGGUUUGCCAUCCUUUGGAAGAGAGGGAUGUCUAUCAAGUAUACUUUGGUCCAAAGCCUCUGGCAGGAUCUCCAUCACAGCCUAUAAUAGGAGCCACACUAAUCCAUUUGAAAAUAAAGAAUCCUGGGCAUGUGGAGCACACCUUUAAUCCCAGCACUUGGGAGGCAGAGGCAACUGGAUCUGUGAGAGUUUGAGGCCAGCUUGGUCUACAUGAUCAGUUCCAGGGCAGCCAGGGCUACAUAGUAAGACCUUGUCUCAAUAAAAAAAAAAAAGGAAGAGUGGGGGAGGAAAAGAAAGGAAAGAAGAAAAGAAAAGGAAAAAAAAAAAGAACUCAAAAAUCAAGGAAGCAGGCAGGAGAGAGCUUUCAGAGAAAGCCCAGGUCUUUCUGGCUGCCCCAAGCCCCUCUCUCCUUUUAAACCAUUCUGAAGUUAGGGAGAGUCUUGGGUAGUGAGAAGGCCCCCUCUUUUCCCACUGAAGUUCAUUGACUUGUGAGAGAGAAGUGGAGGGAUCUCUUUCCGGGUGGUGUAGGUUAGGUGAUAGAGGUUGGGAGAUCAGGUGAUAUUUCAAUUACCUACAUUCUAGUCAAGUUUCCAAGAACAUCGUAACUACUCAUCAAACAAGAUUCAGUGAUCCCUCUGGGCACCACAAGGUAAAGAACAGACGUGGAGAAAAGGGGCAGAGAGGAGAGGACUUGGAGAAGCAGAGCUAUGAGAAUGAGGCACACAGACCUUGGGGGAAUGUCCCAUCUGGUAACCGGUUCUCAUGUUCUCGCUUAAGAAACAAAACCAUGCUGUAUUUGCCUUCAACACUUUCAAAGAUGGAGAGAUGUAGCUAAGUCGGGUCCCAAAUUACUGUCAACUCGAUAGUAAAAUAUUGUAUUACAGCUUCCCAGAGAGAUUAGCAGCGGUAUGUGUAUGUGUGUGUGUGGGGGGGGGGGGGAUCUUUGCAAAUCGAGAAAAAUAAAAUCCUAUCUUUCCCAGCCACAGGAACUAAACAUUGGAAGGCAAAAUGCCCAGCACCUGCCAAAAGGGCCAAAUUCGUUAACCUUUCAUCGGUGAUUAAAUAUGCAAACAGGUUCUGGGCAAGCCCUUGGCAAAUCAUUAAUGAGAGACAGGCUUUCUCUCGUGACAAUGCCCUGCUCCACACCCAUUCCCAGCCCUGUAAGGCGGCCACAGGACACAGGGCUCUCUCUCUCUACCUUGCUAAAGUCCCUGCGCCCUAGGCACCUGAUAGAUACACUUUGAUAACAAUAAUAAAACGUACAUAGAUCGCU